AUGUCUCUCCAGUAUUCCUCCCUCCGGUCCCUCUCUCACUCUCCUCUUUCGGCUGUGCUCCUCCCUUCUACCGCUGCUGUUCGAUCUUGUUCUCUGCCCUCCUCGCUGCAGGGCUGGGGUCUUGGCUUCUGCGGCGGGAGAAUCCCCGGGGUGGGAGCCGGAUGGACUGGUUGCUCCGGCCGAAAGAUCGGAAAGGUUCUUGCAAUGGCCGACCCCAUACGCAAGAUGAAUUUUAAUGAGUACAUGGUGACACUCGAUAAGCCGCUGGGCAUCCGUUUCGCGCUUUCUGUGGAUGGAAAGAUAUUGGUCCACUCGCUAAAGAAAGGGGUAAUCCAUCACAUUUGCAUUGAUGAGAAAUAACUCGUUCCUCUCGUUCCACUCGCCAAGUCUUCUUUUGUGUGUGUGUGUGUGUAUGCUCUACUUUGACGUUGUAGAGGCAGCCUGUAUCGCAAUUCACCGUGGCAUGCCCCGAACGUGCCUUAAGAUUUUGUAAUCGUAGUGUUACUGCGCAUAGGUCGAUUUUUUUUCGUGCAACUUAAAGGUACCUGGCGUAUAUGUUCGUUUAAUACAACUGCGUUCAAAAAUUUUGGCAAUAAUCAGGAUUCUUGUGAUUCUUCUUGAUUGUAUCUUUCUAUUCGUUCUGUGGUCCUUGCCAGGGCAAUGCGGAAAUGUCAAGAAUAAUCAUGGUGGGAGACACCUUGAAAAAGGCAAGUAAUGUCUCAGGUGGUGGGUUUGUUGAAAUCAAGGACCUCGCUGAUGCACAGUAUGAAAAUUGCCCAACUUUUGCUAAUAUUUUUUUUCAAUAACGUAAAAAGUAUCCUGUUUAAAUUUAUACUUUGCUGAGAUUCCAUUUUUAGUUGAUUUUAUUAUGAUUUUUAUUCUUUAUUUUUGGUUGCGUCAUAUACAGCUGUAUGCAUAGUAUAUUUCAUUCGCUUUAAAUUAUUCUAUGGAAAUAUCUCAGUCAUUCAGUACAUACGGAAAUAUCUCAGGCACAAUGCUUGUUUCCCUUUAUACCAGAUAUUGGAGUCGCUAUUUUCAAGGUUGGGUUGCUUUGUUUUCAGUAGUUAUUCACCUUUUUUAUGGCUGAAUAGGAUUCACAAGAAAAAAUCCGGGAGUUUUUCUGUUGUUAUAACCUCUAAGGAAAAGAUUUCUUCACACCAUCUUAAAAUGGAAAAAGAAAGGAACCCUAGAGACAGAGGAAAAGACAAACCGUCUGGUCCACAGACCUGGAGACUUCGGCUAGUUUAUUAUGCUUAAAAAUAUUCGUUUCAACAAAUUGUUGAAAAUUUUUUUCUAGGCCCUCGUUUUUUCGUGAUUGAUACCUUGUUGCUUUUGAGAGAAGGAACUGGGAACCAGGGUGUGCUGACUAAGUCCAACUCACGGAUGUCAGGUAGGCUUUUGAAGGUUCCAACCCUCAAUCUACAUAAGAUUCUGCCUCUUAUAUACCGUUCUUCAAAGACGACUCAAAAUGGUCUUGUCCAUGACUUAAAUUGGUUAGAGCCAUGCACCAUGAGUCACAACAUGCAGUACACUGUAAGUUAACCUUGCACUUCAAAGUCCUGAUGCAAUACUCAUCAAGAUACCCCACGGACGGUAAUUUAUGAAAAACCAAGUUUCCUUUUCAGUAAAGGUUUGACUCGCCUGUGGUCAUGGGACCAACGUAUUUUCUUGAAGUGUCCAUCUAAUCAACAAUCAGUGUAAUCAUAGUUCCUAGCUUACUAUUCCUGUGGAGUUUUCUUACUUUCUUCAAAACAUGUCCAGGAAAGUACUAAAGGCGACGACUGGAUCUUUUAGCUUGGUGCUUGAAAGACCGUCCUCUCCUUUUCCCAUUCAGCAACUCUGUCUUCUGGGAGACUAUGACAUUAUAUUCAAUAAGGGUCGAGUGCCUAUAACUUCUUGGAAUUCAGCACUGUAUGGAACUGGUAGCCGACCAUUAUCUGAAGGUAAUGGAAAUCCUGGUUUUGUCAUUUUCUCUCCAAAACUCCUGCAACCGCAAGGAUGGGAACUUCUGUCUGGAGAACAACGUGGACUUUCUGAUGUCCAAGAUCCAAACAACUCCGGUUUUGUCUCUAAGCACAAGAGCGAACUUAUUGGUAUAUUUUCUGAGGGAGAGUUUGUAGAUGCUGAAUGGUCCUUUGGGAGUUUCCCACUGGAGGAAUAUUUGAAAGCACUCGAUCGUUCCAAAGGAGAAUUAUAUUACAACCAUUCGCUUGGCAUGCAAUACAGUAAGGUAAAUGCAUAGUGAUGCAUUUUCUCAAGUUUAUAUUAUCAUGCCGUUUUUCAUGAGCAUUUUUAGUAUGUAUAUUUCAAAUAUCAUUUUUUCAUAUAAUGCUCUCCAGUUACUGAAUCGUUAUGAAAUACUUUUGAAUAUUCUUGUUUCUGUUGCGAGUUUUUUUGUGGCUAGCCAUUUUGAUAUUUUGUUCAAAUAUAGACAGUUCGACAAACGUUAUUAAACAAUGAAUCCAAUUCUUCUAUGAUAUUCAAAAAGACCAACUGAUAACUAGCAUCUUUCUGUUAACAAAGGUUGUGCUGGAAUUGACAGCAUGAAGCCAUUCGAUAAAAAAAUUUGAUAUAUUUCUCAUGGUACAAGGCAUUUAUUUUUUUCUGUGUUCAUUUCUUUAUGUCGAUUAAAUUUAAUAUUUUUUUAGUAAUACUGCGGUACAUUCUACUAGCGUGGCGAUUUUUCAUAUUAUUUACCCCAUUUUCGCUCUUUUUGCAGAUAACUGAGCAAAUAUAUAUUGGGUCGUGUAUACAAACUGAAGCUGAUGUGCGAACUUUGGGAAGUGUGGUGGUACGCACAGUUCCCAUAACCUAGUAUGCUUGCAUUCAGAUGUUGGGUAGCUCAUUUUCCAGUUGCCACCGUUUCACUUGUUGCUGUUUCUCUUUUGAGUUAUCUAAUGUUUAAAGUUCCAUCUAGAAACCUCUACUGAAAAAAGGACUUAAGUUAUAGAUAUUCUGGAGUUGAAAGAAGAAUGUUUUUCUUAGACUUAGCAUUGCAGCACCUGUUUAUGCUGGAGUGCAUCUGCAAUAAUGUACUUCUUUCUAUGUGUAAUCCCUAUGAAUGUUGAAAGUAAUUAAUCUAAUAACUUUGUUCAGGUGCUGUCCAAUUAUGCUUGGAAUGUUGUUUCUAAAUAAUCUGAAUGAAUGACCAUCCAUUUUUUUAGCAUAGAACUUUCUGCAAGUGGAGGACGAUAAAAUGUUAUUCAGUGAACAUAAUAAUUCGCAGUUUGGUGAGUAAUUCAUGCAUGAUUUCCCUUAAGGGUAUGGUGCAACAUACAUACCAUUGUUGUCUCAACCUGUAAAAUGACCAGGUAGUGGAGAUCUGGAAAAUCCAAAUAAAAAAAAUGGUCUGUUAUAGCUGGUUGCGAAGCUGAGUGGAUCUUGAAGAAUCGUACUGCAAACAAACCAUUGGGUAGCUAGGAGAUGUAUUAACCGACGUGAUGUAUUUUUCAAAUUUCUUUCUUUUUCUACUUCCCAGUCACAAUAUCUCGUGUGGGAAAUAAAAUAUUUUUUAAAAUUUAAAAAAAUUAGACAAGUUUAAACUUUGAGAGUAAAAACUAUUUUCUUUUGGCAUAUAUAAAUUUGAAAAAAAAUGGUAUACGAAAAUAUAUGUCUGAACAAGUUGAUAUUAUAUUGUAAAUGAUGACUCUACGUGGCAUCCUAAUCUGAAGAUUUCUGUCUUUGUUGUGGCUUUUUCUCAGAUAUCCUUCUCAUUAAUGAUUUCAGUCUCCUCUAAUCAACUGUCCUUGCUAACCACAUUCUUAUACUUUUUAUAUUCCUGCCCUCUACCAAGCCCUUGGUUAAUUCCAAAAGUCAUGGUUGCUAUGCUUUGUCAGAAUUUCAUGUCCCCUCUAGACUUAUGUCAAUGCCUUACGAACGAUCUUCGUCUUCACAAUUAGCAAUCACACUGAUCAUCCAUGAAAGAGAUCUCUGACUAUCAGAUUGCCAUGAAAGUGAUUAUAAGGAGGCCUCUGAUUAUCAAAACUUAGUGAUAAUGAAGGCAAGGGAAAGUAUUCUCCACUUAUCAACGUGAUUCAAGGGAAAACGUUAAAAAAAUAAAUUCCAUUGGGUGUGAAUAUAUUUGGUCCCUGGUACUGAAGAUCAAUAAUAGAUAUUAACUUUACACACUAUUUGAAUGCUCCCACUGUUCAUCCAGAGGUCAAGGUGCAUGGGACAAAGAAGACAUUUAUUUUUAACUUCUAGUUUAAUUUUAAUUUUAAUUUUAUUUUUUACUCAGUUUGUUGCGAGCUCUGAAUACAUGAUCUCCACGAGAAGAACCAUUGAAAUCAUAUUUACACAUCCUUCUGUUUUCUGAAUCAUCAUUGAUAAGGGCUACACCUGAUUGAUUACAGGAGGAUUCUGUUUGAGAAUUUGACUGUGCAUUAAAGUGUCUUAUGAUUAAUUAUAUUCUCCGUGUCGAGUCGUGUUCAAUGUUAUGCAUCUCAAAUAAGAUUCUUCAAUUGCAUCCCUAGAUGGAUGUUCUCAUAUAUCACCUAUGCAUCCAUGUCUUUCCAGGUUCUACAUCUAGAGUUAUUGUAAUUUUUAUCACAGGCCACGAAUACAUGUGGUGUUGUCUAUGCGUUCUGUCUGCUUAGUGUCUAACACACGGUCUCUCACAGGGCAUUACCGCUGUCCUAAAUUUCCAAAGCGAAAGUGAACGUGCCAAUUGGGGAAUAAAUUCUGAAUCAAUUAAUGAUGCUUGCCGUCGUCAUAACAUUCUCAUGGUUAACUACCCAAUAAGGUAAUGGCCUUAAUCUUUCCGUUUGAUAUGCUAUUUUCAUGUCAGUUAUUCAUGCUCACUGACUUGCCCUUCUUGGAUUAUGUGCAUUGGUAGAACAUGGUUUUUGCACUUGAGAUUUGAAAUUUAUGAACAUUUCAUGUGAAUACAUGUUUUUCAUCUUAUCAACUGUAUUGUUUUACUUUAUCACCCCAUUCUAAGAAUUCGUGAAUAACUAUAAAAUAAUGUUACCUACUUAUUUGCUGUCCUCUAAAAUUAUUUUAUGUUGCCAUAAAACUGAUCACAUCUUGUAGUCCAUAUCCACGAAAAGAUAUUUUACUGUGCAAGCAUUUGCCUUUCAGGGAGGUGGAUUCAAUGGACUUGAGAAAAAAACUUCCCUUCUGUGUUGGGCUCCUCCUCCGACUUCUCAGGAAGAACUUUAGGGUUUUUCUGACGUGUACAACUGGAUUUGAAAGAUCUCCGGCAUGUGUGAUUGCAUACUUACAUUGGAUUCAAGAUACUGCUCUUCAUGCUGCACAUAAUUUUGUCACUGGCUUGCACUCUUGCAGGCCUGACAGGUACGUGGACAUCCAAACCUCUAUUGCUCAAUUCUAACGUAAAAAAUAAUCAUCAGAUGAAAUCACUUCCAUUCAGAAUAUUAGUAUUUACCAUACGUUUGUCAGGAUUUUUGAGGAUGACCAGACGAUUUGGACUGGUGAAAGAGAAUCACAGUUUCUCUUGAAACUGUGCAUUGAGUAAUCUUAAUUAAAUUUAAUAUGGGGAGAAAAUAACGUGCUUUAAAAAAAAUCUUCAGAAACUCUUAUUUUUUAUCUUAAUCUUAUUUACUCUUGAAAAUCAUCAAAACUACCUUCUUCCCUCGUCACAGUUUCUAUUUGCACUUGUGAAUAUUCUCGGUUCUUCUGGUGCAUUAUAUCGUAUUAUUUCGUCUAGAUGUUGGUUUUGAUUCUGUUAAUUUUAACCUUCCCUUGAAUGUUAAUUUUUGUGCCUUCCUCCUUCUCUUAUCUCUUAAAGUGCUUGUUUUUUAUAAAAUAUUUUAUGGCUUUCGUAGAUUAAGACAGUGAUUAGUUUACAUGUUUAUUCUCUGAUACUUGCGAGCACCCCUACUGGAUUGCACCAUUGUACCAUAAACCUGUUCCCUUGGCGACUAAUUGAGGUAAAAGUGAAGUCGCUGUUCAUUUCCCUGCUAUAUAUCACGUUAUCAGGAAUCAUUCUAAAAUUUUCCCUACAAUACAUCCAAGAAAGGUUUUGUGUGACUAUUACCUUUUCAAAUGCCAGAGGUGUACAGUGUUUUGAUGGAUGACUUGAUGCAGGGCAGCAAUAGUCUGGGCAACCUGGGAUCUUAUUGCUAUGGUAGAAAGUGGAAAGCAUGAUGGACCACCUACACAUGUUGUGAGUUUUGUCUGGACCCAUGGGUGUCAAGAGGUAAAAAUGAUCCAUACAUUGAGGAAUCCUUAUCAUCAAUCACUUUUUUGGUAGGUUCAUGUUCUAGAUGGCCAGGUGCACACAUUUCCUGAUAACGUAGCCGUAGUGAAAACUGAAUCAUUAACGCAUCCUUUCUUCUGCUAACUGGGCUAGUGGCAAAACCAUAUGGAAAAGUAGCGGGGAGGAUGGCCAUAAUCAUGACAGCAUUCUACCUUCUUGGAUGUUUCAGGGUGAGGAGGUGCACUUGAUUGGAGAUUUCACCGGAAAUUGGAAAGAAUCUAUGAGACUGGCCCAUAAAGGUGGAUUGAGAUAUGAGGCAGACAUUAGGCUUCGUCAUGGAAAGUAUGUCUCAUUUCUUAACAGUCUCAAAUCCUUCUUUCCUGCUAUCAAUGUUAUUGCCUAUGACACAUCUGUUGGCUUUCUGCCUUGCCAACAGUAGAAGGGCUCCUCGGCCAAAAGUAGGCAUUGACGAGCACUAAAACAUGUUUUUGUUCUCUGUGUUUUGUUUCCAUAUGUAUUAUUAGCAGAUACAUUCUUGGUUGGUAUCUUUGGGUAAAUUUCUCACGCGUGUAAGAUGAACAGAGCUUGUUUGGAAAUCAAUUUUGUGGAGUAUUGAACAACAUUGCAUGAUCCACAAUGUGUUAGUGCGUUCUUUGCCAUCUCCUAUGAGGAGCUACCACACAAUCAGUCAUGCAAGAUAGCAAAAUAGCCACAUGAAGAGCCUUCAUACGAUCAUUCUGAUCCGCAAAUCAUCUCCAAUCGUCGGACAAUCUAUAGCCUUGUUGCCACAACUCAUCGCCUAAAUAUUUAAGAAUCAUUAACCCAAUCCAUAUCCGGGUUGCUAAUUACAAGUGAAUAAUUUCUUAGAAUGUUGAAUUAUAAACUCGAUGAGAAUGUCAUUUCGAGAUUUGGUCCUCAAACUCUUCUAAAUUGUUUUGCCAUCCAUCCCCAGGUAUGGCUACAAGUUUAUUGUUGGUGGGCAGUGGAGACACUCAACAUCAUUACCAACGGAAACUGAUCAAGGGGGAAAUAUUAACAAUGUGAUUCGAAUUGGCGAUACUGCUCGCAUAAGGUUCUUUGGUACUGCUCAGCAGCACAUCAAGGUAAGCAUCGUCCCUCUUGCCUUUCAUUUUCUUGUUUUUCUAGACUAGACCUUGAAUUUUGCCUUCGCUUAUAAUCUACUUAGCCGGACCUCCUUGGCCUGAGCUGUAACCCGAUGGCUAAAAUUGAUUCAAAUGAAGGACAUAUAGUUCAUCAUAAUCUUUCUCGAGAUUAUCAAUGAUUUUUUAAUAAACGUUUUAGGUGGAAAACGGAAGAAUUAUGUCUCCUGCAUUGUCUCUCCAGUUUAUACCUUUUUACGGUCUUAGUUAUAUUUGCUCCUGCGCACUGGAAUAAAUUAAAGAUCAGAUGAAUUGUGUGAAAAAGUGAGCUAUACUUGAGAUGAAAAAUUGAUGUACAUGACGGGGAUCAUUUCUGAUGGCCUUUCGCUUUGGAUGAAAUUCGUAUUCAGUGAGCCCUCUUGACUCCUUAUUUGAAGUUUCUAAGCCAUCACGAACAUGCCAGUAAAAAAACAAGUUGACAAACUAAAUUCAAGGAGACUGAUGGCGAACAGGCAAUAUCUGAAAUGGGAUUACCCGCUGCGCACUACUCGUUUCUCGGGUGUAAAAUAAGGUCUUUUUUUAUUCUUCUAUAAUUGUAUUCUUUAUACGGAAAAUCAAUGAGAUCAUUUUGAUGUAUGACGAGGGAGAUGUUUAUUAGUUUCUGGCAGACCCAGACCCAGAGAAGCGCCUCAAAGCCUUGUCGGUGACAUCUUGUUCCUGAGAAUAUGACACAUUCGAACUAGAAAGAAAAAAUGUCUAUGGAUUUUAUCUCCUGAUUUGUACCGCUCUGCCCAUCAAAAUCCUUGAAUUAAAAUUUCCAAUUUCCGAUCAUUCUGCAGGACCCGACAGUUAUCAAGGUAAUUGAGAGACCAUUGACCGAAGAUGAGCGCUUCAUGUUGGCAUUUGCUGCUCGGCGCAUCGCAUUUGCCAUCUGCCCCAUCACGCUGGCCCCCAAGUAG
This is a messenger RNA of Spirodela intermedia, 8219 nucleotides long. Lineage: Eukaryota; Viridiplantae; Streptophyta; Magnoliopsida; Alismatales; Araceae. The record is from the annotation of a GenBank genome assembly.